UACAAUGGCUUCGGGGAUGGACAACCCCACAGAGAGUGGAUGCUGAAUUGCGUGAUAUAGAAGCACUUUAUAAUAAAAAACAAGAAGCAGAAGGUGAAGUUAUGCCUUUUUCGUUGGACACUUCAGUGGAAUGACGACUUUACAGACAUAUGCAGUAUCAAUUUUCCAAAUGCUGGAGGCUCCGAUAGACAAGUACUAUGCCACUUUAAUUCUUGGAGUGCUGCAAAUUGUUGGAUCUGGAGGUUGUGUUCUGAUGGUCCACUAUACAGGGAAAAGACCACUCACAUUCUUCUCGACAGCUGGAGCCGCAGUCUGCUGUCUGCUGGUUGCUGGAUAUGAUGUCUAUAUACAAAAGAAUAUAUUACCGCGCGCGGACAAUUCUACACUGGGAACCGAAGUAACCAUGAAUAACCCAAAUUCGUGGAUUCCAACAACACUUUUAAUGUUAUUGGCUUUGAUUACCCAUACGGGAAUUCGGCUGUUACCCUGGUUACUUAUUGGAGAGGUUUUCGGUGCCCAAACUCGAUCCGGAGGCGCUGGGUUGACGAGUGCCGUCGGUUACAUCUUCGGCUUCCUGACAAAUAAACUGUACAUCGGGAUGGUCGAUUCUUUGUCCAUUUGGGGCACAUAUGGAUUCUAUGGAAUUAUCAGCCUAACGGGAUGUUUCGUAUUUUAUUUCAUUUUACCGGAGACCGAGGGGAAAAAAUUGAAUGAUAUAGAAAAACACUUUGCAGGUGUCAAAAGGCUUACAAAUACAGUGUACCGUUCGUUGAAAAGAAAUGAUAUAUCGAAGCUUCAAGAUCUAAAAGGUGCAACGAAUCCAUCGUUCGAGGCGGACACAACCUAUAUUUAGAUAAACCUGACAUUUCGUGUUUUUGUACAAUUGCCAUAAUUUUAAAUUUAAAAACUUUUCAUGAUUGUAUUUUGAGCUAGUUCUUAGAUUAAAGUCUCACGAUGAGAUCAUGAUCGCAACUAUUUUUGACAUGUCUAUGUAAAAUAUAUAAAAAACAUAUUUCCUAUAAACACACAAAACGAUGCGCAUAUUUGUGCUUUAUUAAAUAAUUGUAAGUCGGUAACGAACAAAAAUAUGUUUAAUAAUAUAAAAAUAAUGGUUAUUAGAAACACAAUUUUUACCUUCUCAAAAAUUAGUUUUUUAUUAGUACAACGGACUCUUUAAAAAAGCGACACGUUAACAAUCUAAACUAUUCAAAGUAAUAAAAAAAAAUAUUUUCUCUUGACAGACAGAGAAUUUUUUCUUCGCACAAUUUGGAUUAUUAAAGUACAAAUGAGUUUGAACAUUAAGGUUAAGGAACGCUUGCCGCGACCGGAAUUUUGAUGGGUAAUUAAAUGUACUGUAAUCAUUUUCACCAAAAGAUGAAAAUGCUCUUAUUUGUCUAAAUAUGCAUUUAUAGUUUGGUGAAAUGUAGUGAACGCAAACUGUGAUAUUUUUGUUAUCGAUAAAAUGAAUUUAUGGAAAAACAUUCGAAGAAAAUCAUUACGACUGGUAGUUUGAAUAUAGAAACCGGGCAUUUAUUUAGAUUACGGUAAAUAUAUUCUUUGUUUAGUUGACCAACCGUUUUCCAUGAGAUACAUUAUAAAAUAUUUGAAAUAAAUUUGAAAGCAAUUAAAAUUAUUUUUAUUUAUGUAACAGAAUAUAAAUAUCUAAUUGAAAAUAUAUAUUUUAGUGCCUGGAAUAGAAUUGUUUUCAAUUUAAAUGACAUAACGAAAAGGCUGGCCAGGCUGAGCUUCUUAUAAAAAUGUUAUUGUGCCAAUGUUAUUAAUAAAAAGAUAUAGUUUGGAUA
This is a messenger RNA of Pieris rapae (cabbage white), 1802 nucleotides long. Its product is annotated as facilitated trehalose transporter Tret1-like. The coding region runs from base 131 to 853 and encodes 240 amino acids. NCBI's taxonomy places the organism in Eukaryota, Metazoa, Arthropoda, Insecta, Lepidoptera, Pieridae. Gene Ontology annotation, molecular function: transmembrane transporter activity. The transcript is spliced from 8 exons. The record is from RefSeq and is a predicted model, not a curated record. Gene Ontology annotation, biological process: transmembrane transport. Gene Ontology annotation, cellular component: membrane.